Messenger RNA from Sinocyclocheilus grahami, 4175 nucleotides. RefSeq names its product vam6/Vps39-like protein. Lineage: Eukaryota; Metazoa; Chordata; Actinopteri; Cypriniformes; Cyprinidae. The transcript has 24 exons. Gene Ontology annotation, biological process: endosomal vesicle fusion; autophagy; vesicle-mediated transport. Gene Ontology annotation, cellular component: membrane; cytoplasm. Gene Ontology annotation, molecular function: protein binding. The record is from RefSeq and is a predicted model, not a curated record. The coding region runs from base 498 to 3125 and encodes 875 amino acids.
AGUUCCCGCAGCACGUACAGCUCGCUGUCAAACGCGGAAUCCAGGCAGAUAUCAGUUCACAUUAACGGACAGUAAAGCCCGAAAUAAACCACGGCAUCGCGCAGGACAAUGGGAUGAAAUACAUCCGGAACCUGAGCAUCGCGGAUCUGUGUUUGGCGAGAUUUAAGGGCGAAAUAUGAAAGCUACGUACUAGCCAACUGCUCAUGACACAUUAACAACACAAGAGUUUCAGUGUUUCCUUGCGUCUUUUUGGACACGGGACUCUAGAAGGAUGGAGUGGGACAAUUCUGGGACAUUUGACAAGAGUCAAGCUGGUUAACAGAGACGUCAACCAUCUAUAUAACUGUUGUGUAGCAGUGGCUUUCUUAUAUUCUGUUUGUUAACUAUUGUUCUGUCAACUGCCAGCAGAUUAUACAGUGGCCAGGGUGUUUUAGUUUCUGUUUGAUCAUUUUGGGUGAUUUAUCUACGUGUGUUUGGUCGACCAUAAGAGCUCCAGUAUGCAUGACGCAUACGAACCAGUUCCUAUCCUGGAGAAAUUACCCCUCCAGAUCGACUGUCUGGCGGCCUGGGAUGAUUGGCUCCUUGUGGGGACCAAACCAGGCCAUCUCCUUCUGUACAGGAUCAAGAAAGAUGCAGGUACAAACAGGUUUGAAGUUACUUUAGAGAAAUCCAAUAAGAACUUCUCAAAGAAGAUCCAGCAGCUUUUUGUGGUGUCGCAGUACAAGAUUUUGGUUAGUCUGUUGGAAAAUAACAUCCACGUUCACGACCUGCUCACGUUCCAGCAGAUAACUGUGGUGUCCAAAGCCAGAGGGGCCACACUGUUUGCCUGUGACCUGCAGCAGUCCAGCUCUGGCGAGGCCAAACUGCGCAUGUGUGUUGCCGUCAAGAGGAAGAUUCAGCUGUAUUACUGGAAGGACAGAGAUUUCCAUGAAUUACAGGGGGAUUUCGCCGCUCCAGACAUUCCCAAGUCCAUGGCUUGGUGUGAGAACUCCAUAUGUGUGGGUUUCAAACGAGACUACUAUCUGAUCCGGAUGGACGGACGUGGCACAGUCAAAGAACUGUUUCCCACAGGGAAACAGCUGGAACCAUUGGUGGCCCCGCUGGCUGAUGGGAAGGUCGCAGUGGGUCAGGAUGACCUCACGGUUGUUUUAAACGAAGAAGGCGUCUGCACUCAGAAAUGUGCCCUUAACUGGACGGACAUUCCUGUUGCAAUGGAGCACCAGCCACCGUACAUCAUCGCAGUGCUGCCACGCUAUGUGGAGAUCCGCACGCUUGAACCCAGACUGCUGGUGCAGAGCGUAGAACUGCAGAGACCGCGCUUCAUCACCUCCGCUGGAUCAAAUGUCGUGUACGUCGCGAGCAAUCAUUUUGUUUGGCGUCUGGUGCCCAUCUCUAUAGCCAGCCAGAUACGACAGCUGCUACAGGACAAACAGUUUGAACUGGCACUUCAGCUAGCGAAAAUGAAGGAUGAUUCAGAUGCAGACAAGAGACAACAGAUCCAUCACAUUCAGAACCUGUUUGCCUUCAACUUGUACUGUCAGAAACGCUUUGACGACUCCAUGCAGGUGUUUGCUAAGUUAGGCACAGAUCCCACUCAUGUUAUUGGACUGUAUCCAGACCUGCUUCCCUCUGACUACCGCAAACAGCUGCACUACCCCAACCCUCUGCCCACACUGUCUGGAGCCGAGCUGGAGAAAGCCCACCUGGCCCUCAUAGACUACCUGACACAGAAACGCAGUCAUUUAGUGAAGCAGCUGAAUGACUCGGACCCCUUCACCACCUCCCCUCUCAUGGAGGGGACCCCCACCAUCAAGAGCCGCAAGAAGCUCCUUCAGAUCAUUGACACCACUCUGCUUAAAUGUUACCUCCACACCAAUGUAGCUUUGGUGUCGCCUCUCCUGCGUCUGGAGAACAAUCACUGUCACAUAGAGGAGAGCGAGUAUGUGCUGAAGAAAGCCCACAAAUACAGCGAACUCAUCAUCCUCUAUGAGAAAAAAGGCCUUCACCAGAAAGCUCUGCAGGUUCUGCUGGAUCAGUCCACUAAAGCCAACUCUCCUCUGAAGGGUCAUGAGAGGACUGUACAGUAUCUUCAGAGGCUGGGUGUGGAGAACCUGGGCAUGAUAUUUGAGUUUUCACCGUGGGUUCUGAAGAUUUGUCCAGAGGAUGGACUGAAGAUCUUCACUGAGGACCUGACGGAGGUGGAGACUCUGCCCAGAGAUAAAGUGUUGAAUUUCCUGAAGGACGGCUUCAAGGAGCUUGCCAUCCCGUACCUGGAGCACAUCAUUUACAUGUGGGACGAGACACGCCCCGAGUUCCACAAUGUUCUGAUCCAGCUCUACCUGGAGAAGGUGCAAGGCCUCAUGAAAGUGUACCUCAACUCACUGCCUGAAGGUGUUCCAGCUGUAGCUGCAGGAAAGGAGGCAGGAGAGCUGGGGGAGUACAGGAACAAGCUUCUGUCGUUUCUGGAAGUUUCCAGCAGCUAUGAGCCAGAGAGACUCAUCAGUGAUUUCCCAUUUGAUGGUCUGUUGGAAGAGAGGGCUCUUCUGCUAGGUCGUAUGGGGAAACAUGAGCAGGCUCUCUUCAUCUAUGUUCACAUUCUGAAAGACACGCAUAUGGCUGAAGAGUACUGCCACGGUCAUUAUGAUUCUUCAGCAAACGGCAAUAAAGACGUUUAUCUGUCCCUGCUCCGCAUGUAUCUGUCUCCUCCGGAUGUGCACUUCCUCGGGCCUAUUAAGAUGGAGUUAUGUGAGCCACAGGCGAACCUCCAGGCGGCCCUGAAAGUUCUUCAGCUCCACCACAGCAAACUAAACACCACCAAAGCCAUAAACCUGCUGCCAGCCAACACACAGAUCCGAGAGAUCCAGGUCUUUCUGGAGAGUGUGCUAGAGGAGAAGGCUGGGAGGAAGCGCUUUGACCAGGUCCUGAAGAGCCUCCUUCAGGCCGAGUUCCUGCGGGUGCAGGAGGAACGCAUCUUUCACCAGCAGGUGAAGUGUGUCAUCACAGAUGAGAAAACCUGCAGAGUGUGCAAGAAGAAGAUCGGAAACAGUGCCUUUGCCAGGUAUCCAAACGGUGUGGUGGUUCACUACUUCUGCUGUAAAGAUCGCAGCAUGUGUCCAGCGGAGUAAUCAAGCCUGCAGUCUGGAGAUGCCGGAAACACCAAACAUGCCGAGCACAGAGAGCUCGGCAAACGUGACGCAUCUGUGUGAAAACGCCACCGAAGGAAACCACUCUCUUUCUCUAUUUCUCUCACUCUUUCCAGUGGAAUGGAAAAGCCGACACGUCUGUCUGAUGAAAAUAAAUCAACUUCCAAAGUAAAAAACAAAUAUGGACAGUGAGACUAAAUUCAGAUUUGUAAAGUGUAUUACUUUGAAAGCUUUGCCUGAAUGCACAACACAGACCCCUGAGAAGCACUUAUUCCCUCACAUCCCACCUUUUCUUCUUUGCGUACAGUGCAGCUUUUCAUUCAACAUGACGCUUUGUCCAAUGCCUUUAGUGGUGAGGAAAGGCCUGUGUUUGUGUGCACCUUCAGGUGUUUAGGACUGUUACUCUGAGCUGUUUUGCUUCAUUCUGUUAGCCUGAGAUGAAAUCAGACUCCAGAUAAAAACCUUAAUGUGGCCCCUCUACAGAAAGGCCAGCACUGGCGCGCACACUGCAGAUCAUUUACAGUCAAAUACUGGCCUAAUGUUAAUUACAAGUUAUAUAUAGACAAAAUACUGUAUUUUUAGUAAUACAGUAGUUUACCAAAUACAUUUACCUGUAAUACUGUAAUUUUUUCCACUAAAUUGCAGUCUGGUAAAUUACUGUAUUAUUAAAAAUACAGUAUUUUUCUGCAUUCUGAAAUAAUUAAAUUACAGUAACUGGCUGGCAACUUCUGGCGUAGCUGUAUUUUACUGUAAAUUUCACAGUGUUUUUCUGCUAUAGGCUGUCAGAUGGAAGGACGAAUGCUUCCUCUAGUUUCAAAGAUAACUUGUUUACGGCUAGAAGUCUGGAUGUGUAUGUUUUUUAACAAAGGCGUGUCAUCUAAUGUUUCUAGUGGUUUGGGUUGUAUGAGGUUUUGGAGAGCGGACAGGUGACUCCACAAUCACUGUAGCAUGCCACUUUUUCUCUUCUGGUUACUUGAGUGUAGGGCUGUGCAAUUAAUCGCAUGCGAUUAUCAUGCGCAUCUCGUCAGUAAA